Messenger RNA from Vanrija pseudolonga, 4481 nucleotides. RefSeq names its product Sentrin-specific protease 6. Gene Ontology annotation, cellular component: cytoplasm; nucleus. The transcript is spliced from 12 exons. The record is from RefSeq and is a predicted model, not a curated record. The coding region runs from base 293 to 4366 and encodes 1357 amino acids. Gene Ontology annotation, biological process: proteolysis; protein desumoylation. Gene Ontology annotation, molecular function: SUMO-specific endopeptidase activity. Lineage: Eukaryota; Fungi; Basidiomycota; Tremellomycetes; Trichosporonales; Trichosporonaceae.
CUUCUCGUCACAAACCCUCUCUCACUCUUCUACCUACAUUCAAUCGCAUCACUUGUACGCGACACCCGAGGCCUACUGUACCUAGACUUGGCCUGCGAUACCCCCCCCGCGGACUCACCGCUAGAGCUCCUCCUCAGCGACCAACACGUCCACUUGCGACGCACCUCUGCGCCCUUCCUCGCCUUCUCAGCUCCCGCCCUCGGAGGACAUGCCCUUGCGACUCACUCUUGAGAACUAGAGUCAGUCGUCGAGUGGUUAUCCUAGCCCCAGUGGCUCGCGGGCCGGCCACUGAAUGGAGUAUCAGGCCACUCACUCCCAAUCACCACCCAAACCGUCACUUGUGAAUGGCCUCGAGCUUCCCGAUCCUGGUUCAUCAAUGUCCACGCCGCGCCCGAAUGCGAGCCGGAGGCUGCUUGGAAUCGAGAUAGGCGCAGCUGCCGACCGCGAGGAUAACGAGCGCAAGCGCAAGGAUAGGAAGGCCAAUGACCGGAGGCUCAGCGGGCUUUCUUCUCCUUACACACCCGGACGCAACACUCUGAAUGGCGCACCAUCGAGCUCCGGCGGUCAACGGCAUGACCGGUCUACUCAUGGCCGUGAGCUUAACCCUGCGCAACAGAGGUCUGGAGGUUCACGUCAACACGUCCACUCAUCACCGACACGCGGAAAUUGGUCCCCAGACGAGGAAAUCGGUUGGAGGCCACCACAAGGGCGUGGUCAGCUUGGCCAGCCACCAGACCCUCCUCCGGCCAAGCGAGCGAAAGUUACUCAGCAAAAGCUCGACAACUCGUUCGGCCGCACGUCGUCUUCCCGCGAACGUGUGCGCGAUCUCCCAGAAGGGUCAGAGAUCCUGGAGGUUCCAUCUUCAGAAGACGAGGGCGCCGUGAAACGGAAUCCUGGCUUCCCAAGCGCACCAGGACCGAGCCGCAGUCAUACGGCGAGUCGAAGCGGUUCCCCUCAAAAGUCAAGCCCGACCAAGAAGCCGCCAGGCCCUCAUCGCCUGGCCUCCCUUACCCCGGACGCCGAAUCGGCCCCUUAUCCCGUCCUCGACGACGACGACGACUACGAGGAGGAGGAGGAGGAGAAGGAGGAGGAAAAGCUCGAGUCGAUCGAGCAGUUCUCGUCGUCUGCCGAGACUAUCCCUCCAAAGAUGAAACCCAGCGCCACGAGGCCCGUCCCGGGCGCAUCAAAGCUUCAUGUCACCAUAGAGAAGCGAAAAGCCCCUAUGAGGAAGAAAGAUGGCUCUGUUCAAGAGCCAGCGCCGUCCACGGUCGCCAAGCCGAAAAAGGCCGUGCCCAAAGCCUCGCAAGACCCAUUCUCUUACUUCUCUGCCAAAGCACAACGCUGCUUCAGUGGUGAUCGACCAAUACGAGACGUUUACAUUUCUCUCAAACGUGGAUAUAACUUCUUCUCUCUUUACGGAAAACCUGCUCCAGAAACACAGGAUGUCAAGGAGGAGAUACCCUUGAACGACAUCAAGGAAGUGCAUUGGUGCCUCGAUCCUCCGAUGAUGUGGGUGACUCUGGCUGCUGGAUCAGGUUCAUCGCAAUUUGAAUCAUUGGGUGGAGGUGAGCCGACACGAGGCAUGGUCCUGCAAGACAAUACCGACAGCCGGGACUUCCUUCAAAUGCUCACCAAGAUGUUGCCGGCCGACACAAAAGCGCACCGUCUCGCGUACGUGCUCCCUGUGUUCUCAGCUGAUGGCAGUCCAAGUCUACAGGAGAAUCUGGAUUACAUGUUCGAAAAGCUCGACGGCUUGGACCGCUCCGAUGGGCCCAGCCUGAGGAAUAGGCCCAAUGCCAGGGCUGGGCCGAGCGGGAAGAAUACUCCUAGCCAGAUGGCAUAUCGAGCCUCCGAAAUGCGGCGUCAGUCACUGCAGAAGGUGUUAAGUCGUCCGCCUGUCGACGCGAAUGGCCGCAAGCCCCGGAGCGGUUCUGAGGAAUACCAGGCGCCAAUGACCUCAGACAGGCGGAAAGGCAAAGGCCGAGCAGACGACCACACGCAAACCAAACUGGAUUUCCAUACCCCUGUCGCAACUCGACGAAGCACACGAGCGGCCCGCCGGCUGGAGCGUGUAGACGACCCAUCAGAUUCUGAUGAGCCUCUCGAGACCGACCCCCCUCCUCGUGCAAAGACUCCACGCAUCGACCGGAAUGAUGUCCUCUUCGGGUGGCCAUUGCAAGGCCGAAGCGACGUCCAAGUGACCAAGGGCGACAAGUACCGUCUCGUCGAAGGUGACUUCCUCAACGAUACCUUCCUCGACUUUGGGCUUAGGUACACCCUCCACGAGCAGGCGAUCACCCAAGGCACCCGUGACAAGGUCCACAUGUUCAACUCAUUCUUCUACGAUAAACUUUCAAAGAAGGACAAGGGAUUCAAGGCAACAGACGAAGAGUGGCCUGCAUAUGACUCUGUGAAGAAGUGGACCAAGACUGCAAACAUCUUUGAGAAGGACUUUAUCAUCGUGCCCAUCAACGAGUCAUUGCACUGGUUCCUCGCCGUCAUCUACAACCCUCGCGGGAUUCUGAAGAAGCGUGAGCCGCAACCAGAGUCUGAACCAGCGCGUCCAGCGACUACUCGUCCGGCUACGCGAAGAUCAGCAAAGCUCGGAGGGGACAAUCAGGCGAUCGCACGGCAAUCGUCAUCCAGGUCUUCGCACCAUCAGCCUCCUGAUUCACCGAAGCCGGCCGAUUCGGACGACCCGCUAAACGUCAUUGACCAAUCAUUCGGGGAGAACGCGGAUAUCGAAAAGGUGUCGAGUCAAGUCGACAAGAUGUCCAUCAGUCGCAAUCCGACGCCUGAGAUCCCUUCACCCAGGCCGAUCCAGUCAUUCGUGUUAGAGAUGUUCCACGAGCAGGACAAGUUGUUCCAAAAGCAGGACAAAUCGCCACGUCGAGGCUCAGAGGUAGAGCCAACUGCCUCGUCACCCCCCAAGGGGCCUGCAAAAAAGCCAAGGCGUGAAGACUUCGACAUUGUAGCGGAUGACAAAACCUACGUCAUCCUACUCGACUCGCUCGGCGGAACCCACAAGGCAGUUGGCAACAACCUUAAGCGUUGGCUUCAGUACGAAGCGCAUGACAAGCUACCAGCGACAGAGGUUCCCAGCCUGGACGAAAUGUCCGAGGCGGUGUACAUUGACGCCAAAGUCAUUGAGCAGCCCAACUCAUCCGAUUGCGGAGUAUUCCUCAUCCACUAUGUCAGCUGCCUCCUCGAGGAUCCACGAAGUGUGCUUCAGUUCAUCGGAAAGGGACCGCCACACCGAACAGAAGUGGAUGAGCCCUAUAACGCUGAGCUCGACGUGGUGUGGAAGCGCUCUGCCACGGAGCGACUUCGUGACACUUGGGCGGAAACUCUCGACAACCUCACGGCGACGUGGAACAGCUUGCAUGACAUCCCAGCGCCUGCACAAGGGAUGGAUGAGUCAACCACAUCGGUCACUGCUCUGGGGAGCUGUAUCGAACCAUGGCAAGCCGCAGCUCAUUCGCCUGCUCUGUCGGGCGAUGGCCUCCAGGGAGCGAGCCAAAGGCCAGCCAUUCUCUCGCCGUCACCACCUGCUAGCCCCUCGACAGCGUCUAGGCAACUCGCGACAUCCAAGCCUUCUGUGCCUUCCCACCUUUCCCCCGACAACCGCUCCAAGGUGUCACCAGUACCUAGUCCGACCGGAGGCAUCUCCAACGGCGAGACAGGCACCAGUGGUUCUUCCUCGCCGUUGUACAGGCCGGUGGACCUGGAGCCGCAGCAAGCCCCCACACCCCGCUCAAAACGCCCCGUCGUCGAAGUGGAACUACGUGCCCCUGGUGAUUUCCCUCGCCCCACGCACCCACUGUCGUCUUCGUCUACUCCUGGGCCGUCUAGCCGCAACACUGAAAGCCGGGGUGGAACUACACCAAUUCAUCAUGCCCUUGAGGUGGGUGCACUCCCGCGCAUGAUCGCGACAGCGGAGACUUCUCGUAAGAACCCGCGGGACUCGGCCGAGACGCGCGGGCGUAACACGCCUUCUGUCGCAGGCAGUGCGUCGGACAAGGAAAACGCCGAAGGCAAGGAGAACCAGCGCCAGCGCAAUGCCGUGUCUCCUGACAGCACCUUGGAUAGCUCCGCAGGCUCACCCCAGCCUCGGGACCGCAGGGAUGGGCCAAAGUCGCUGGGGACGCGCAUAGCCGCUGCUUCAAAGCUCCAACGAACGGAUCCGGCCCCAACGAGGAUGAACCAUUCAUCUGCAUCCUCCAAGCGGACGUCCGCAUCCACCAAGCCGUCGUCCGACGGGCCCCAGCCAAAGCGGCGAAAACCGACACAGGCACAGAAGAAUGACACGGGGAUGACUGCAGCUCGGGCGAUCAGCAUUGAUUCAGACUCGGGCGGCGAGCACUAGAGAAGAGGAGGGGGAGAGAGUUGGAGAGCAUUGGACAUCCAUUGUCAUAUGUAUGUAGCUGCAUUGUCGGCCCGCAUUGUAUAGCACGUAACAUGAAUAUAGCAUUGGCAGUUUU